AUGGCCCAAGCUCAUUGGGGCUGCGGCCCCUGGCUUGUCCUCUUCUGUGCUUAUGCCUGGGGCCACCCAAAGCCAGAAGACCUUGGAAGGGAGGACGUGAGAAAUUGUUCUAUCAGCCCACCGUACCUCCCGGUGACGGCAGUCAACACCACAGCUCGGCUGGCAGCACUCCGGCAGCAGAUGCAGGCCCAGAAUCUCGCUGCCUACAUCGUUCCAGACACGGAUGCCCACAUGAGCGAGUACAUCAGCAAAUUUGACGACAGACGUGCAUGGAUGACAGGCUUCACAGGGUCUGCAGGAGUUGCAGUGGUGAGCCUGUCCAAAGCAGCUAUCUGGACCGACAGUCGCUACUGGACUCAGGCUGAGAGGCAGAUGGACUGCAACUGGGAGCUCCAUAAGGAAGUUGGCACCAAUCCCAUUGUCACCUGGCUCCUCACUGAGAUUCCGGAGAGUGGUCGUGUGGGCUUCGACCCCUUUCUCUUCUCUGUAGGUACCUGGGAGAGUUAUGAGCUGGCCCUCCAAGGUUCCAACAGAAAUCUAGUGUCCAUCACAAACAACCUUGUCGACCUGGUAUGGGGGGCAGAAAGGCCUCCUGUUCCAAACCAGCCGAUUUAUGCUCUGCAGGAGGCGUUCACAGGGAGCACCUGGCAGGAGAAAGUCUCUGGCAUCCGAAGCCAGAUGCGGAAGCAUCUCAAGGCCCCAACAGCAGUCCUUCUGUCGGCACUGGAUGAGACAGCUUGGCUCUUCAACCUGCGCAGCAGUGACAUCUCCUACAAUCCCUUCUUCUAUUCCUACGCACUGCUCACAGACUCCUCCAUCAGGUUAUUUGCGAACAAGAGUCGCUUCAGCCCUGACACACUGAAGUACCUGAACGCCAGUUGCACAGGUGCCAUGUGUGUGCAAAUCGAGGACUACAAUCAAGUCCGCAAUAGUGUCCAGAAAUAUGCCUCAGGAAAUGUGAAGAUCUGGAUUGGAACCAGCUAUACUACUUACGGGCUCUAUGAAGUGAUACCCAAGGAGAAACUCGUGGCAGAUAACUACUCCCCAGUGAUGAUGACCAAGGCGGUGAAAACCAGCAAGGAGCAGGCCCUCCUCAAGGCCAGCCAUGUUCGGGAUGCCAUAGCUGUGAUCCGGUACUUGGUAUGGCUGGAGAAGAACGUGCCCAAAGGCACAGUGAAUGAGUUCUCAGGAGCAGAGCUCGUGGACGCAUUUCGAAGAGAAGAAGAGUUCUCCUCAGGAACCAGUUUUGAAACCAUCUCUGCUAGUGGCCUGAAUGCUGCCUUGGCCCACUACAGCCCCACCAAGGAGAUUCACCGCACGCUGUCCUUGGAUGAGAUGUACCUGCUGGAUUCUGGGGGACAAUACUGGGACGGAACCACGGAUAUCACCAGAACGGUCCACUGGGGCACCCCCUCUGCUUUCCAAAAGGAAGCAUAUACCCGAGUGCUGAUGGGAAACAUUGAUCUAUCCAGACUUGUCUUUCCUGCUGCUACUUCAGGGCGAGUGAUGGAGGUCUUUGCCCGCAGAGCCUUGUGGGACGUUGGGCUCAAUUAUGGCCAUGGAACAGGCCAUGGCAUUGGCAACUUCCUAUGUGUGCACGAGUGGCCAGUGGGAUUCCAGUCCAACAACAUUGCCAUGGCCAAGGGAAUGUUCACUUCCAUCGAACCUGGUUACUAUCAGGAUGGAGAGUUUGGGAUCCGUCUUGAAGAUGUAGCCCUUGUGGUAGAAGCCAAGACCAAGUACCCGGGAACCUACCUGACCUUCGAAGUGGUAUCCCUGGUGCCCUAUGACCGCAACCUCAUCAAUGUCAGCUUGCUAUCCCCAGAGCAGCUUCAGUACCUGAACCACUACUACCAGACCAUCCGUGAGAAGGUGGGCCCAGAGCUCCAGAGGCGCCAACUGCUGGAGGAGUUCCGCUGGCUGCAGCGGCACACCGAACCCCUGACCGCUGCUGGGACCCCGCAGUCUGCCUCCCUGGCCGCCGCGUUGGCAGCCUCCACUCUUGCCAUCCUCAGCUGGAGUGUCUAG
Chrysochloris asiatica (Cape golden mole) is the source of this 2028-nucleotide messenger RNA. It is a transcript of the gene XPNPEP2, whose product is annotated as X-prolyl aminopeptidase (aminopeptidase P) 2, membrane-bound. Gene Ontology annotation, molecular function: metalloaminopeptidase activity. NCBI's taxonomy places the organism in Eukaryota, Metazoa, Chordata, Mammalia, Afrosoricida, Chrysochloridae. The transcript has 21 exons. The record is from RefSeq and is a predicted model, not a curated record. The coding region runs from base 1 to 2028 and encodes 675 amino acids.